Aspergillus alliaceus is the source of this 1539-nucleotide messenger RNA. RefSeq lists its product as uncharacterized. Gene Ontology annotation, molecular function: zinc ion binding; DNA-binding transcription factor activity, RNA polymerase II-specific; DNA binding. The transcript has 4 exons. Lineage: Eukaryota; Fungi; Ascomycota; Eurotiomycetes; Eurotiales; Aspergillaceae. Gene Ontology annotation, biological process: DNA-templated transcription; regulation of DNA-templated transcription. The coding region runs from base 1 to 1539 and encodes 512 amino acids. The record is from RefSeq and is a predicted model, not a curated record.
AUGAGCAAACGGGAGACUCCUUCUUCCUCCAAACAGCCCGCGUUGAAGAAACGGAGCUGCUCUCGGUGCAAUCAGAGGAAAGUGAAAUGCGAUAAGACGCACCCCUGUGGUGCCUGCAUGAAGGCCGGUAUCUCAUGCCAUUUUCCAGAACCGAAACGGGCGCCACGUAAACUGAACCGACCCCCGGUUAGGGAGCUGCUCAAGCGCUUGAGGCAGCUAGAGGAGGAAAUCGAGCACCUACGGUCUGCGCGUCCAGCUAUCGAUGACUCCGUGACGCCUUCGGCGCACAGCGAGCUUGAUAGGCACCAUACAUACCAAACGCCUCGCCCCAUAGCCCAAGAAAUUCCAUUAGGAAAGCUAACGGUUAAGGAAGGAAAGAGCCGGUAUGUUGAUGGGGAAGCUUCUGUAGCGCUAGGAAACCAAGUCGAAGAACUUCAAGAUUUGGUAGAGAGCUCUUCGGAUGAGGACUCCUACCCUUCUAAUAUCAACGCGGGCCCCUUUGGCUUGCCGCAGUCGGGUUUAUUUGGAAUUUACAGCCCCAACUGGUCCUUUGGCACUUUUCGUCGGCAUUAUCUCCAACCAACUCAAGUCGAGGCGCUUUGGCGCAUAUAUCAGGACAAUGUCGCGCCAUUGGUCGCCAUUCUCUACAAACCCACUCUGGCCCAGAUAGUACAGAACGCAACUUCUGGUGUCACUUUGGACUACCCUCGUGAGGCUCCGUUGUUAUCCGUUUGUUUUGCUGCCGUGGCCAGUGUGAAGCCGGAACAGUGUCCAUCGUUGCUUGGUCAAGACUAUAACACAGCUUUCCACGAUUACAAGUUUGCCUUUAUUUGUUUCCUUCAAGCUGCGGUGCUGUUUCUCCUGUGCUUUCGCGUUGGCGGCGACACACGGCUUACCUGGGCCGCAUCUGCUGUUGUCAUCCGUGUUGCACAAGGGCAGGGUGUUCACCGUGAUGGGCAAAAAUUCGGAUUAUCACCUUUCGACACUGAGAUCCGUCGUCGAUUGUGGUGGCAUAUCUGUAUCUUGGACAUGCUAUCCUCGGAAGAUCAGGGGAUAGAUACCCAAAUACAACUGGGAACGUUCGACACACAACUCCCAACCAAUGUUGAUGGUAAUGAUCUUACCCCUGAUAUAACAGAACUACCACCAGGUAAGCCUGGUUUUACGGAUAUCACUAUCUGCAUUAUUAUGGGCGAGACAUUCACUAAUCUAUACUGGCCACGCCGCUCGUUGAGCAAAGUCUCAGAGAUGUCCUCGAGUGACCGAGAAAACCACGUAAAGAUAGUGGGAGAGCGCAUCCAUCAAAAGUACAUCGAUCAUUUUGACUUGGAUAUCCCGAUCCAUUGGGUAUCCGCAAUGAUUGCGCGACUUCAUUUAUCCAAAGAAUGGCUGGCGGUGCAUUUCCAAACCUCAUCUGGCGGCCUCCGUGACCCGGAGCUUAUACAUGACUAUAUAGUUUUCUACACAGCAGUCGAGCUCGUCAAGUUUGCCUAUCUUUUGCAAAUUAAUGAGGACAUGACGCGGUGGAGCUGGCUAUGA